ACCAGCUACUGCGGGUAAUUCAAAAAGAAGAAAGACGAAUGUGCCUUAUAAAAAAAUGCAUUACUUUCCUAUAACUCCGAGGCUGCAGAGGUUGUACGCUUCUAGGGCAACAGCUAAACAUAUGAGGUGGCACGCCGAGCACGAGAUGGAGAAUGGUGUGAUGAAUCAUCCGUCUGACUCGCCAGCUUGGAAACACUUUUCAGAGUUACACCAAGAUUUUGCAGCCGAAGUUAGAAAUAUCAGAUUGGGGUUGUGUACAGAUGGGUUUCAACCAUUUGGUGCCUUUGGGCAACAAUACUCGUCAUGGUCGGUAAUUGUGACUCCGUAUAACUUACCUCCUGGCAUGGCCAUGAAAGACGAGUUCAUGUUUCUAACGGUUCUUAUUCCCGGACCCAAUAGUCCAAAAGGCAGUUUGGAUAUUUUCCUGCAACCGCUAAUAGCAGAACUGAACCAUUUGUGGGAAUUUGGGACUCGGACAUACGACAUUCAUAGGCGACAAAAUUUUCAAUUGAAAGCCGCUCUUAUGUGGACGAUCAAUGAUUUUCCGGCUUAUUCAAUGUUGUCUGGAUGGAGCACAUCGGGUAAACGGGCAUGUCCUCACUGUAUGGAAGAAACUGAUGCAAUUACUCUUCCGAAGAGUGGUAAACAAUCGUGGUUUGAUUGCCACAGAAAGUUCUUACCACCUGAACAUUCGUACCGUAAUAACACUACGGAUUUUAAAAAGGGCUACAAAGAAAGAAAAUCAUUCAGGGGAUACAGAACUGGAGAGGAAAUUGAACAAGAGAUUGACAGCCUUGGUUUUAAAAAGGCAUACGAGGUUGGAGCUCAGGAUACGAAUGCUCAGACAUCAAAGAAUCAUGGGUGGCAUAAGAAAAGCAUAUUUUGGGAUUUGCCGUAUUGGAAAACGAAUAUGCUUCGUCAUAAUCUGGAUGUCAUGCAUACUGAGAAAAAUGUAUUCGACAACAUUUUCAAUACAGUGCUUAAUGUUCCCGGGAAGACCAAAGACCAUGCUAAGUCCAGAGACGAGUUGAAUGGUAUUUGUAAUCGUCCGGACUUGGCAUUUAAUCCAUCAACCGGGCAAUAUCCGAAGGCAAUAUAUGCUUUAGAUAGAAACGCAAAACAAGUUCUACUGGAAUGGGUUAAAGAGUUGAAGUUCCCGGAUGGGCAUGUGUCGAACUUGGGUAGGUGUGUCGAUUUGAAAAAGCUGAAAAUGAUCGGUAUGAAAAGCCACGACUGUCAUGUUUUCAUGCAGCGUCUCUUGCCAAUUGCUUUUCGAGAAUUUCUUCAUCCGUCCGUGUGGGAACCUAUUACGGAGUUGAGCAUCUUCUUUAAAGACCUGACUUGCACAACGCUUAAAGAGGACGACCUAAUUGAAAUGGAGAAAGACAUUGCAAAAAUAUUGUGCAAGUUGGAACGUAUAUUUCCGCCCAGCUUUUUUGAUUCAAUGGAACAUCUUCCUAUACACCUACCCUACGAAGCAAAGCUGGCAGGCCCUGUGCAAUAUCGGUGGAUGUAUCCCUUUGAAAGAUAUCUGAGAAAAUUGAAGCGGAAAGUGACCAACAAAGCUAAGGUGGAAGGUAGCAUUGCCACCGGAUAUUUGUACGAAGAAAUAGCCAAAUUUGCAUCAUUUUACUUUAAUGACGGUGAUCCGACGCUGCCUGAUCGGCUGCAAAGAAACGAGACACGUGAUGAUGUCGUGGAUGAUGAUGUAGAUCGGCUAUCAAUUUUCAAACCGAGUGGCCGACCUAUAGGUGCUUCUAAAAAGCAAAGUUUGGAGGAGGACGAAUACACCGCCGCCCAUAGUUACAUUCUCUUGAACUGUCCUGAAAUCGAGCAUUACAAGGAGUAAGUCGUACUCUACUUUUAAAUUUAUUUGUCAAAUACAUGACUUUACUGUAGU
Molecule: messenger RNA, 1900 nt
Organism: Mercurialis annua (annual mercury)
Lineage: Eukaryota; Viridiplantae; Streptophyta; Magnoliopsida; Malpighiales; Euphorbiaceae
Exons: 2
Coding region: 56-1849 (597 amino acids)
Source: RefSeq, a predicted model, not a curated record